AUGAAGUCCGGCGGUGGCCUGAUGGCGCCGCCGGGUUGCUUCCCGGGCCGGUACAGUCCCACGUACCGCACCAGCGACCCCCGCCGCUGCGUCCCCAACCCAUCAAGCCGAAUAUUGGAGGACGCAUCGCUGAUGUGCAACUCAUGGUCACCGAGACAUAACGGCGAUCUCUUCAGCGGCCUCAACGAUGGGUUGCUGAGUCGGGCGGAGGCGUUAGCAGCGGUCGACAUCAGCAAACAUCAGUCAGGGCCGCAACCGGGACCGCCGCUGCCGCAGCUGAAGCACGACAUGGUGUACCAUCACGGUGUCGGUGGCCCACCAUCGCACAACGCUAGACCGCAUCAGAUGGGCCAUCAUGGUAUGGAAGGACUCGAUAUGCUCGAUCCUUUGACCUCUUCAUCUAUGACAACUUUAGCUCCCAUGGGUGAAACGGCACCACCGCAUCAUCAACUGCACGGCUACGGUGCAAUGAACCAUGUCAUGAAUCACCAUCAUCAUCCUGGCGGCCUCGGUCACGCCCCGCCAGCGCACCUCGGCCACCCGGCGGCUGCUCUUCAUCCCGACACCGACACCGAUCCGCGAGAACUAGAAGCCUUUGCCGAGAGGUUCAAACAAAGAAGGAUUAAACUUGGUGUCACACAAGCAGAUGUGGGUAAGGCACUCGCAAACCUUAAAUUACCAGGCGUAGGGGCUCUAUCUCAAAGUACAAUUUGUCGAUUCGAAAGUCUGACACUCAGUCAUAACAAUAUGAUAGCUUUAAAACCCAUACUUCAAGCGUGGCUAGAGGAAGCCGAGGCACAAGCUAAAAAUAAAAGACGAGAUCCUGAUGCGCCGAGUGUAUUACCGGCCGGUGAAAAGAAAAGAAAGAGAACCUCAAUAGCAGCUCCAGAAAAGCGAAGUCUAGAAGCUUACUUCGCGGUGCAGCCUCGUCCAUCUGGGGAGAAGAUCGCAGCCAUCGCAGAAAAGUUGGAUUUGAAAAAGAACGUGGUACGUGUAUGGUUCUGCAACCAGAGACAAAAACAGAAGCGGAUGAAAUUCGCAGCGCAACACUGA
This is a messenger RNA of Papilio xuthus (Asian swallowtail), 1053 nucleotides long. RefSeq names its product abnormal chemosensory protein 6 (gene acj6). NCBI's taxonomy places the organism in Eukaryota, Metazoa, Arthropoda, Insecta, Lepidoptera, Papilionidae. The coding region runs from base 1 to 1053 and encodes 350 amino acids. Gene Ontology annotation, molecular function: RNA polymerase II cis-regulatory region sequence-specific DNA binding; DNA-binding transcription factor activity, RNA polymerase II-specific. The transcript is spliced from 4 exons. Gene Ontology annotation, biological process: regulation of transcription by RNA polymerase II. The record is from RefSeq and is a predicted model, not a curated record.